UGACUCACGCACAAUCACAUACUGAGUGGUCUGUGUGUGUCUGUGUGUGUGAAGCCCACUGACAAAGAGAGAGAGCGAGCUCACGUCUUUAUUUCAAAGCACAGAGGAGGAAAUUCUGCACAACGGCAGGACUCCCUGCAAGAUAGAAGACGCCAACAGGUGCCGAGCCUCCGGACUAACAGACAUGGACUGGGAGAAAGCGAUGAAUUUCUCCAGAGUGAACUCUUCGACCCUGGCCUCUGACUCUUCAUCCUCCUUCUCUUCAUCCUCCUGCUGUAACUCCUCCCACCUCCUCUUCCACCCCUCUCUGUUUCCGGUCCCCACGUUUUCCGGCUUCGACCUACUGUUCAGCCUGAAGCUCCUCUUCAUCCCGCUCUACUCUGUCGUGGUUCUGAUCGCCUGCUCCGGGAACCUCCUCCUCCUCUUUCUCAUCUGGUACAACAAAAAGAGACACAACACCACUAACUUCCUCAUCAGUAACUUGGCGCUAGUCGACCUGGUGAUGUGCGUCUUCUGCGUCCCUUUGACGGCCUCCUACGCCUUCGACAGGCGCGGUUGGGUGUUCGGGUACCACAUGUGUCACUUUGUGACCGUGAUGCAGUCCACCGCUGUUUACGCAGCGGUUCUGUCCCUCAUGGCCAUCGCAGUGGAUCGUUAUAUCAUUGUAGCGUAUCCCAUUCGCAAGAGAGUGGGAUGUCAAUUCUGCUGCUGCCUGGUGAUGCUGAUCUGGUUGUCCUCUUUGGCGCUCUCCACCCCGACUGCGCUUCACACGGUCUACCUGGACCUGCACGCUGCGGGCCUGGACAUGGCGGUCUGCGAGGAGUUUUGGGAUGGACAGGAACAAGGCAGACUCAUUUACUCCUGUUUCAUCCUCUUCUUUUCCUACUUUGUCCCGCUGGCUGCUGUGUCCAUUUCCUACUGUGCUAUAUCCUGCCACCUGAAGCGGAGGACCACGUCCAGUUUGACAGCAUGUCCCGAGCUGAGGUGCGCACGGGCCGCCUGGAGUAGACGGCGGAGGAAGACCUUCUAUCUGCUGCUGGUUUCUGUUCUCUGCUUUGCCUUCUCCUGGCUCCCCUUGCAGGUGGUGAACCUGAUCCGUGACCUGGACACAGACUUCUCCAUACUGGGGAAGAAUUACAUUAACGUCAUCCAGGUGUCUGCUCACCUGCUCGCCAUGAGCUCGGCGUGCUACAACCCCUUCAUUUACGCUUCGCUGCACAAUAAAUUCCUGUCCUACCUCUGUCUCAACCCCCUGACUCGCAGGAGAGGAACAGAGAAGCACGGAGGUCAGGGGUCAAGCGUGCUGACGACGUCUCACAGGAUGCCGCGCCUCAACACCUUCACCACCGUGGCGGAUUUACCUGCCGUUGUCCUGAAUGACCUCGUGCCAAAAGAAAACUACAUCUGAGCCGCGAUGUUUUUGUCUCAAAAUGUGUAAUAAAGAUUUUCACAUCAGCUUUACAAACAUCACUAAAAGCAGGUGAGAUGGAGGGUGUGAACUUUUACUAACGGUGACACAAAUGAAUCUAAAGCACACUUUAAAUACAAAACAUUAAGACUGUCACAUUCCUCUUUGUACAAAUAAAUCAGUAGAAAAAUAAUCUUAUCACUUUGAAAAUGUAGAUAUUUUAGGAAUGAUGCAAAUGCUGAACAGUUUAGUUAUGCUGCUGUUUGCUGUAAGUUUCCUUAUCUUGUAAAAUGGUUUUUCAGCCUUUAGUUGGCCAUCGCUGUUUGUGCACAUUUCAAUGUUUAUGUGAUGUGGAAAAGUAUUUUCAGAUCAUUAAACAAACUUUAAUAUAAGACAGAAAUAACCUGAGCAAAACUUUUAUUUAUGGAAAUAAUAAAAACCUUGUUAAAUC
Messenger RNA from Poecilia latipinna (sailfin molly), 1859 nucleotides. RefSeq names its product prolactin releasing hormone 2 receptor (gene prlh2r). The record is from RefSeq and is a predicted model, not a curated record. Lineage: Eukaryota; Metazoa; Chordata; Actinopteri; Cyprinodontiformes; Poeciliidae. The transcript has 3 exons. Gene Ontology annotation, cellular component: neuron projection; plasma membrane. Gene Ontology annotation, biological process: G protein-coupled receptor signaling pathway. The coding region runs from base 185 to 1408 and encodes 407 amino acids. Gene Ontology annotation, molecular function: neuropeptide binding; neuropeptide Y receptor activity.